AUGGCAGGUCUUGGACAUGCUGAGACAGUCGUGAUGAAUUUAUUGAAUGGUCUUUCGGGAUGUUAUCGGACUGUGGUAGCCGAUAACUUCUUUAUCAGUAUUUCCCUAGCAAAACGUUUGUUGGCACACGAUACAUACCUUAUUGGAACAUUGAGAAGAAAUCGUGCCGCAUCCGGAAAAGAAUUCCUUCAGAAGAAGCUCAAGCGUGGCGAAGCGUACGGACUUCGAAAUAAGGAAGGCAUAAAACUGAUCAUGUGGAAAGACAAAAAAGAUGUUUUGAUGAUAUCCACAAGGUCUUCGCAUUCAGCAGCUGUAGUAGAUAUUGAAAAAGCAAAUUUUCAAAAUGAGCCAAUUAUGAACCCAAAAGUUGUAGUAGAUUAUAACAAAGGAAGACAAGGUACUGAUUUAUCUGAUCAACUAUCAGCAUAUUACACAUGCCUCAGACGAUCUAUAAAAUGGUACCGAAAGGUGGCAUUUGAAUUGUUUUUUGGACGGCUAUAG
Messenger RNA from Didymodactylos carnosus, 501 nucleotides. The record is from the annotation of a GenBank genome assembly. Lineage: Eukaryota; Metazoa; Rotifera; Eurotatoria; Philodinida; Philodinidae.